AUGCAGGAUCACCUCUUCGUUGAUGAUCCAAAUCUCAUUCAAUUUGACAAUUGUGAACCAUCAACGUCCGAUGCUUCAACACAUAUGGAGCCCAUAGAGCAAAUAGAGGAAUAUGAAGAACUCGAAGAAAUUCAAAUCAUUCCAGAAGAUGAAAUUGGCGAAGUCGUAGAAGAAAUUGUGUUGGGAGAAGACGGCCAACCAACUGUUUUACCCCCAACUCACAUUACUCCAUUCAAUCCAGACGAAGGAGAACCUCAAGAUUCCCCAAUUAUGCCACUCUGCCACCCAUGCAACACUCUUUUCCAAACUUUCGCUGGUUUCGAAUACCAUGUUUUGAAGGAUCAUGUUGGAUAUCGCCAAUUCAGUUGCGCUGUUUGUCAUAAACGUUCGUUUUAUACUGAAGCUGAAGGACGUCAUCAUAUGGAUCAGUUUCAUACGGCAUUUAAACAUUUGGCGUUGUGCAAACAUUUUGACCCAGAGAAAGAAGAAGCGACAAUGGAAUUAUACAAUCAAGUACAUAUAAUGAGAAGAGAAGAUAUUGAUAUAAAUGCUUACGAAGCACAAUGCAUCUACGGACCAGCUGUUAAUCAUUAUAAGAAAUUCAACCGAAUGAGAUUCACGAUUCCACAAUGCGUCAAGAAAAGAAACGCUACAACUCUUAGAAGUGACAAGACUACUCAAGUUGGCGUAUCAGCAUUUUCAAGGAAAAGGAUGUACUUGCCGUUUGCAACAGCUCAACAACGUCAAAUACCGCAAAUGAAUCUCAACCAUUCGAAAUUGAAUGAACCAUCAACAAGUAGCCGUGCUCCGAUAUUUCAUGAAGAUUUAGUCAGACCGAAAAAAAAUCCAAGAUUGAAGAAUGCCAUGUUUCGCGAUUACCAGAGUAGUUCUCGCAUGUCUCGUGGUUACCCUGUUAAUCGUAUACAGAGAGAGGAGGACGUCCCGGGACCCUCAAAUCGUAGCACACCAAUGCGAUUCAUUAGCAAUCGACGUCCAAAUACACAAAAUUAA
Caenorhabditis bovis is the source of this 1011-nucleotide messenger RNA. The record is from the annotation of a GenBank genome assembly. NCBI's taxonomy places the organism in Eukaryota, Metazoa, Nematoda, Chromadorea, Rhabditida, Rhabditidae.